CGCUACAGAUGACGCACGAAGAGAACAAAGAUGGCGAUCCCGAGCACACGAAAAUUAAAACGAGCUGAAUGAUAAAUAAAGAAUUUUUUACUUAUAGUUUAAAUUCGCAAAAACGCAGUGAAAUAAAAUAAUUAAUAAAAGUGUCAUGCAUACUUACAAUGUGUAAAAUAAAAGUUUAUCACAAAACGGUUUAUUUUAACUGUGCAUUUUAAUAUAAAACGCAUAAUCUUACUAGUUGAAGUUGACUGGACGACAUUAUAAAAAAAACUUGGGUAAAUUUACCAAUCGCUACAGAAUAUAUAAAGAUUCUUGGUAUUAAUACAAAAAAGAUAUGUAUAUGUAAUACAUAGGCUGUGGCUCGACGUCAACACUCGUUGCAACAAAAGGAAUUGCAUACAUAGAAUUAACAGUGGAUAUUAGGAUCUAUUGCUGAAAUGGCGACCAGUGACGACGAGCCGAUGCACUUGUAUGAAGUGUUCCAGAACUGCUUCAACAAAAUAGCAAACAAACAGCCCACGGGGACGGUCGGAGCGGAUCGCGGCGGUGGCGGGGGCUACCACUCGCCGUACGGCAGCCUGGGUGUGGAGAACGGCAUGUACCCCAGUGACUUUAACUCGAUGCACGAUGCCGCCAACGGCGGGAAUAACCGAUAUGCCAACGCCUCGACCGUCGAUCAGUAUUUUGAUUCCGCCGCCGCCGGCAGCGGAGGGGCAUGGUGUCAGACGCAGAUGGGCAGCGCCAAUAGCUACAUGGGUCAGACGCCGUACCAGAACAGCGGUCCGCUCUCGGGGCACUCCAUGGAUCAGCAGCAGGUGCACCAGGCGGACGGACUCGGCAUGGGUGGCGGCGUCAGCGCCGACGGCAUGCACUGCCCGGUGUCCACAGCCCUGCCGCCUAUGAGCUCUUUUCGUGCCACCUCCGGCGGCAUCGGAGGACCUGGCACUGGGCAGCAGGCACCAGUAAACGUUAAUGUCAAUCCCCCAGCCGUGUUCAACUCGCCGCAGGGCCACAACCACACAGUACAAGCACAGCACGGUGCACUGUCCACGGCUGGACCGCUUGGCCAUCACUCGCUCAACCACACGCCGCACGCACAUUCCCACACACUCCCGCUCCCGCACGCCCUGCCUCAUGGCCACCCUCAUCCACACCCCCACCACAGUCAGCAGAACAGUCCUGCCGUGCAGAGUUCGGAUGCGUUCAGUGGUGCCGGGGCCAGUGUAAAAGUGGCCGGAGCUGGAAAUUCUUCGGCAGCGGCCCUGCGGCAACAGAUGUACAUGCCGGCGGAUCAAAGUAUUAGUAGUUUCGGCUCGAACCCCUCCACACCCGUCAACUCGCCGCCGCCGCUGACCCAGUCUGUGGUUGGUGGCGGAGAGCCGUCCGUUUCCGGCGCCGCUGGUUGGGGCCACUCAGUGCUAAAUGGCGGACCCAGUUCAAGCUAUUCCAGCGAAAUGGGUCCUGUGUCCAGUCUGCACACCAUGGCCUCGGUAUUUCAGGGUGUGCGCAUGGAGGAGCGACUGGACGACGCCCUGAACGUACUGAGGAACCACUGCGAGCCCGAGAUGCUGGCCGGCGUGAAUCAAUCAUUGGCCUCGAUAGACAACAUUGAUGCAUUGUCCUCGUUUGUGCCCAACUCGCCAUCGCAUCUAGGAAGCAGCGGAAACGCAGGCUCUGCAAAUGCGGCUCUGGUGCACGAGGUGUUGGCCUUGGGCGCUGCCGCCGCAGGCACAUCCGGCCAAUCGGUGGGCGGGGCAGGAAGCCUGACCAGCCUGAAACUCGAUCGCAGUGCGUCCACGUCCUUGACCAAGCAGACAAAAAAGCGGAAAGAGCACACGGCCAUCAGCAAUUCAGUUCCGGCGGGAGUGUCCACUACGUCGAGUUUGACCAGCCUUGACAUUUCGGACACGAAGCCCACUAGCUCCAUUGAGUCGUCAAAUUCCGGUAUGCAGCAGCUCUCGCAAGGUUCGAAAGGAUCGAAAAGACCACGGCGCUACUGUUCAUCGGCGGAUGAGGAUGACGACGCCGAGCCAGCGGUGAAAGCAAUUCGCGAGAAGGAGCGGCGGCAGGCGAACAACGCCCGUGAACGGAUUCGCAUUCGAGAUAUCAACGAGGCACUAAAAGAGCUGGGUCGCAUGUGCAUGACCCAUCUGAAGUCCGACAAGCCACAGACGAAGUUGGGCAUCCUGAAUAUGGCCGUUGAGGUGAUCAUGACCCUGGAGCAGCAGGUGCGCGAGCGCAACCUGAAUCCUAAGGCCGCGUGCCUGAAGCGGCGCGAGGAGGAAAAGGCCGAGGAUGGCCCCAAGUUAAGUGCCCAGCAUCACAUGAUACCGCAGCCGCAGCAGGUCGGCGGCACGCCCGGAGGCAGUUACCACAGCCAGCCAGCGCAACUAGUGCCACCGUCGUCGCAGACCAUCAGCACCAUGACUAUAUCCCUACCCGUCAACCAGGCCAACAGCGGCCUGCCACCCCACUUGCAGCAGCAGCAGCAACAACCACAGCUCGGACACGCCCAGCUUCCGCAAUAGCAUGCACCACCCAGGAACCCCUUCUGGAAAUCGUCGUCGUCCCUCUCUUCCAUAAAAACCGAAUGUAUUGAAGGCUCCGCGGCCAAGUACUCAGAUCACUUGGAACUGGAGAAUCAGGUUUUAAGCAAUAUGUUAUGGCGUUGUCGUCCUCCCAAAUUGCAACCACAACCCCUACAAAAUGUACAACACUUUUAACACACAAGAAAAGUAAAUGAGAAAAACGAAAACAAACGCCCAAAUGAUUGCCAAUUCACACACACACACAAAAUUGCUCUUUUUUAAACGAUUGUAUAUAGCUGUUCCAUUACGUUUAACCUGGGAAGAUCUUUUUCGUUUUUUAGAAUGUUUGAUUUAAUAAUUACUUGUUUUAUUUUGUGCGAUAUCACCGUAGCCAUAUUUUUUAUAUACAAAUACAUGCAUACAUAACGACAUAAUUAAGUGAAAAUAGUUUUAUAAUAAAAAAAACACAACACAUAGACUUACUUCUAUAUAUUCCCGAGAGCUAAGGAAUAAAUAUGUCCAUAUUAAUAUUUUA
Drosophila rhopaloa is the source of this 3060-nucleotide messenger RNA. It is a transcript of the gene da, whose product is annotated as protein daughterless. The transcript is spliced from 2 exons. Lineage: Eukaryota; Metazoa; Arthropoda; Insecta; Diptera; Drosophilidae. Gene Ontology annotation, cellular component: transcription regulator complex. The coding region runs from base 435 to 2525 and encodes 696 amino acids. Gene Ontology annotation, molecular function: RNA polymerase II cis-regulatory region sequence-specific DNA binding; protein dimerization activity; DNA-binding transcription factor activity, RNA polymerase II-specific. The record is from RefSeq and is a predicted model, not a curated record. Gene Ontology annotation, biological process: regulation of transcription by RNA polymerase II.